Molecule: messenger RNA, 3266 nt
Organism: Microplitis mediator
Lineage: Eukaryota; Metazoa; Arthropoda; Insecta; Hymenoptera; Braconidae
Exons: 6
Coding region: 94-3099 (1001 amino acids)
Molecular function (GO): iron ion binding; heme binding; oxidoreductase activity, acting on paired donors, with incorporation or reduction of molecular oxygen
Source: RefSeq, a predicted model, not a curated record
GAUCAGUCGUCAUCAUACUCCGGUCGCAUGACUUUGAUUGCUGGUCUAAUACAGUUGAUAUUUAAAUUUAUUAUUAAGAAAGAAAAGUAAAAAAUGGAGUACGGAGCCAUUGAAGUCUUAAUCAUAACCGCGGGAGUUAUUUUCGCGCUCUAUUAUUGGGCAACUUCGACGUACGGUCAUUGGAAACGUUUGGGAAUCCCUGGACCAGAACCAUCGCUGCUGGUCGGUAACAUGGGUCGGUUUUAUUUUGGAAAAGUAUCUUUUGCUGAAAGACAUCAGGAAAUUUACAAUGAGUGGAAACAAGAGCCAUUUUUCGGGACCUUCAAUGCGCGACUGCCGAUCCUCAUCAUAACGGACCCAGAAUUAAUACGUCAUGUCUUGAUAAAAGACUUCCAUGUCUUCCCUGGCCGUGGCAUCAGUAUCAAUAACGAUGACCCAUUGGCGCAUCAUCUUUUCAAUAUUGACGGGCACAAGUGGAAGGUACUCCGGUCUAAAUUAACACCGGCAUUUACCACAGGAAAACUAAAACUCAUGAUUGAUUUAAUGAUCGAGUGUGCGGGUCACUUUGAAAAGUAUCUUCAUGAUCAGGUUGGCAGCGGCAAAGUACUCGAGUGUCGUGACCUGGCCGCUAAAUUUACGACGGAUGUUAUCGGCUCUUGUGCAUUCGGUAUCAAUAUGAAUGCAAUUGACCAAGAGGACAGUGAGUUCCGGGUGAUUGGAAGGAAAAUAUUUGAACCGACUCUUGGAAAUAUGAUUAAGCAGCUGCUUAGUGUCUUGUCGCCUAGAUUAUUUAAGAUUCUGGGCUUGCAAAUUAUGUCCGACGCCCAUUCAAAUUUUUUUAUCAACUCCAUCAAGGAGACUAUAGAAUUCCGAGAACGAGAAAAAGUUAUACGUCAUGAUCUUGUUGAUAUACUGAGGGAUAUUAAAAAGAAUCAGCAUGACAUUGAUUUCGAGUUGACUGAAGCACUUCUUGCGUCUCAAGCCUUCGUCUUCUUUGCCGCCGGAUUUGAAACUUCAUCGACGACAAUUUCAUUUGUUUUGUACGAGCUGGCGACUGUACCAGAGACUCAAGAAAAAUUGAGAACAGAAAUUCUUGACACACUCAAAAAACACGAUGGUAAAUUGUCCUACGAAGUUAUCAAUGAAAUGAAGUACCUCAAUAUGGUCAUGCAAGAAACACUGAGAAAAAAUCCACCAGCGGUUUUACUGAAAAGAAAGUCUGAGCAACCUUACAAAUUACCUGGAAGUGAUACAACUUUACCAGCAGGCACAAUCGUAUAUAUACCAGUAUACAGUAUUCAUCAUGACGAGCAGUAUUAUCCGAACCCAGAAGUAUUUGAUCCCGAACGAUUCGAAGACGAAAGGAAACAUUCAAUGGUUCACUUGCCAUUUGGUGACGGCCCUAAAAAUUGCAUUGGCCUCAGAUUUGCUACUUAUCAAUCCAAACUAGGACUUAUUUCUGUUCUCAAACACUUCAAAGUCUCGCCAUCAAAGUCAACCCAAGUUCCUUACAAGAUUGACAAAGUCGGUAUUAUUUUAUCAGUCGCUGGCGGGAUAAAUCUCAAGUUCGAACCACUCAAUUUACUAGAUCCAUCGGGCAAGAUGAUGGAGUACGGAGUGCAAGAAAUUUUAGUAAUAAUCGCAGUUGUAGUGAUUGCUAUUUAUUAUUGGUCUACUUCUACGUACAAUCAUUGGAAAUCUUUGGGAGUUCCGGGCCCGAAACCAGCCCCACUGGUGGGAAACAUGGGUCCGUUUUUCUUCGGAAAAAAGUCAAUAGCCGAAACGCAAGAUGACAUGUACAGAGAAUUCAGAGAUGAGCCAUAUUUUGGUUUUUACAAUGCGCGGGUACCAUUUCUGAUGGUAACGGAUCCGGAUUUAAUACGUCAGAUCUUAAUAAAAGACUUCCAUUUCUUCCCUGGUCGUGGAUUUAACAUCCGGGACGACGAGCCUCUGGUACACCAUCUAUUCAAUAUCGAUGGACACAAAUGGAAAGUAAUGAGAGCUAAAUUAACUCCAGCAUUUACUACGGGAAAACUGAAACACAUGAUUGACUUGAUGGUCGAGUGUGCAGAUCACUUUGAAAAGUAUCUCCAGAAUCAAGUUGGCAAAGGUAAAGUUAUCGAGUGCCGUGAAGUAGCAGCUAAAUUUACUACAGAUGUUAUUGGCUCGUGUGCAUUUGGUAUCAACAUGAAUGCACUUGACAGAGAAGACAGUCAGUUCAGGAUAAUAGGAAGGAAAAUGUUUGAACCGUCUGUAUUUGGUAUAAUGAAGCGAAUGCUAAGGGAUUUGGCACCGAAAGUUUUUAAGUUACUAGGCCUUAAGUUGGUCCCUAAAGCGCACACUGAUUUUUUCAUUGACUCUAUACGAGAGACGAUAGAGUUUCGGGAGAAAGAAAAUUUUGUCCGUCAUGAUCUGGUUGAUCUCUUGAGAGAUAUUAAAAAAAAUCAGCAUGAAAUUGACUUCGAGGUGACUGAAAAUCUCUUGGCAUCUCAAGCCUUCGUCUUCUUUGCCGCCGGAUUUGAAACUUCAUCGACGACAAUUUCAUUUGCUUUGUACGAGCUGGCGACUGUACCAGAGACUCAAGAAAAAUUGAGAGCUGAAAUUCUUGACACACUCAAAAAACACGAUGGUAAAUUGUCCUACGAAAUUAUCAAUGAAAUGAAGUACCUUAAUAUGGUCAUGCAAGAAACAUUGAGAAAAGAUUCACCGGCAUUUCUAUUAAGAAGAAAAUCUGUUGAGCCGUACAAAAUACCCGGAAGUAAUGUAACUUUACCAGCAGGUACGAUGGUUCAGAUUCCAGUCUACAGUAUCCAUCAUGACGAGCGAUAUUAUCCAAACCCCGAAGUUUUCGACCCUGAAAGAUUCGACGAAAACGAAAAAAGACAUCCAAUGGUUCAUCUACCAUUCGGAGACGGCCCUAAAAAUUGCAUUGGCCUCAGAUUUGCCGUCUAUCAAUCAAAACUAGGUCUUAUUUCUGUUCUCAAAAACUUUAAAGUCUCGCCAUCGAAAUCAACUCAAGUUCCCUACAAGAUUGAUAAAACAGCUAUAAUUUUAUCAUCUGCCGGCGGAAUAAAUCUCAAAUUUGAACCGCUCAAUUAAUUUACAUUGAAUCUAUUUUAUAAAUAUUCUCAUUUAUUAAUUUUAUGACAUAAAAAUUUCUUCCUCAUUUAUACAGAGCUAGCAUAAAAAAAAUUUAAUUAUUAAAUUAUACCAGCAUGUAAUUAAAAUUUGAAGAUAAAAGUACAAAAGUUACAACGAAAAUAUGA